Messenger RNA from Balearica regulorum gibbericeps (East African grey crowned-crane), 629 nucleotides. The record is from RefSeq and is a predicted model, not a curated record. Lineage: Eukaryota; Metazoa; Chordata; Aves; Gruiformes; Gruidae.
GGUCUUAAAACAUGAGGGGAGGUGUGGGAGGCCCCUGGGCUGUCCCCACCGACCUGCUGGAGAGGGCAGGUUAGAAGCUGUGGAGGAGGAUUCCCAGGCUCUGUGGCUGAAGUCAACUCCACGGCCCAAGUUCUCGGUCUGCCUGCUAGGGGACCAGCAGCACUGCGAUGAGGCCAAAGCGGUUGACAUCCCUCACAUGGACAUAGAGGCUCUGAAGAAACUCAAUAAAAACAAGAAGUUGGUGAAGAAAUUGGCUAAGAAGUACGAUGCCUUCCUGGCUUCCGAGUCCUUGAUCAAGCAGAUUCCUCGAAUCCUGGGUCCAGGUCUGAACAAAGCUGGCAAAUUCCCUUCUCUCCUCACUCACAAUGAGAACCUGGUUGCCAAGGUUGAUGAGGUCAAAUCUACGAUCAAAUUUCAGAUGAAGAAGGUGCUCUGUCUUGCUGUGGCUGUCGGUCACGUGAAGAUGACAGAGGAUGAACUUGUCUACAACAUCCACCUGGCCAUCAACUUCCUGGUGUCCUUGCUGAAGAAGAACUGGCAGAACGUGCGUGCUUUGUACAUCAAAAGCACCAUGGGGAAACCCCAGCGCCUGUACUAAUUAGGUGGCAAUAAACUUUUAGGACAGCUUA